GUUGCCGUGGCGCUAGCAGUCCUAAUGGCAGUGUACGUGGCCAAACUACGGCGGAAGGAGACACGCUUUGGGGAAGCGUUUGAGCCCAUGAUGGAGAGUGGAGAGCUGGUGGUGAGGUACAGAGCACGACGUACAUACAGCCGCAGGACCACUGAGGCCACAUUGAACACCCUGGGCAUCAGUGACGAGCUGAAACAUAAGCUGCAGGAUGUGAUGGUGGACAGACAUAAACUAACCCUGGGAAAGACUCUGGGAGAGGGAGAGUUUGGCUCUGUGAUGGAGGGAGCAUUAACGCACGAGGAGUCUGUUCUCAAAGUGGCCGUGAAGACCAUGAAGAUUGCUAUCUGUACUCGCACUGAGAUGGAAGACUUCCUGAGAGAAGCUGCUUGUAUGAAGGAGUUUGACCAUCAGAACGUCAUGAGACUGCUAGGUGUGUGUCUACAGACAGUAGAGAGUGAAGGUUACCCCUCCCCUGUGGUCAUCCUGCCCUAUAUGAAACACGGAGACCUACACAGCUACCUGCUCUACUCACGCCUGGGAGACUGCCCCGUGUACCUGCCGUCUCAGAUGCUGGUGAAGUUCAUGGUGGAUAUCGCCAAGGGGAUGGAGUAUCUCAGCAGAAACAACUUCAUCCACAGAGACCUGGCUGCAAGGAACUGCAUGCUGAAUGAGAACAUGAACGUGUGUGUUGCUGACUUCGGCCUUUCUAAGAAGAUAUAUAACGGAGACUACUACCGCCAGGGUCGCAUCUCUAAGAUGCCCGUCAAAUGGAUCGCCAUCGAGAGCCUGGCGGACCGCGUCUACACCACCAAGAGUGAUGUGUGGUCAUUUGGUGUGACUAUGUGGGAGAUAGCAUCGCGAGGCCAGACUCCGUACCCAGGUGUGGAGAACAGUGAGAUAUAUGACUACCUGAGACAAGGAAACCGUCUCAAACAACCUCCAGACUGUCUGGACAGCAUUUAUUCCCUGAUGUUCUCCUGCUGGUUCUUGAGUCCUAAGGACCGUCCUCUGUUUGAGACUCUACGCGGGGAGCUGCAGAAGGCUCUCGAGGACCUGCCGGACUCCCAGGACCCAGAUGAGAUCCUCUACGUCAACAUGGAGGAGUCGAUGGAGCUGGGGGCCGUGGGGGGACGCGACCCGGCCGGGGGCCUGAAGGGCUUGGACUCUGUGGCCACGGUGGAGGUGCACCACACUCAUCCUAGCCGCUAUGUCCUCUGUCCCCAACACGACACCAACCGCCUGCACUCUGACUCCCUGGAGAGUCUCAACCUGGUGUCCUCCUCCUCCGCCACGCUGCCCCUGGGGACAACCCUACAACCCUCCGGCUGCUCCACCCCGACAAGCACGGCAGAGGUACAGGAGGACAGGGGAGGGCCCAGGAGGGUACCCUGGUAG
This is a messenger RNA of Salvelinus namaycush (lake trout), 1395 nucleotides long. Its product is annotated as tyrosine-protein kinase receptor UFO-like. Gene Ontology annotation, cellular component: signaling receptor complex. The annotation marks the transcript as partial. The record is from RefSeq and is a predicted model, not a curated record. The transcript is spliced from 10 exons. Gene Ontology annotation, molecular function: ATP binding; transmembrane receptor protein tyrosine kinase activity. Gene Ontology annotation, biological process: platelet activation; negative regulation of apoptotic process; multicellular organism development. Lineage: Eukaryota; Metazoa; Chordata; Actinopteri; Salmoniformes; Salmonidae.